Molecule: messenger RNA, 1434 nt
Organism: Mollisia scopiformis
Lineage: Eukaryota; Fungi; Ascomycota; Leotiomycetes; Helotiales; Mollisiaceae
Exons: 1
Coding region: 327-1304 (325 amino acids)
Source: RefSeq, a predicted model, not a curated record
GAGGAAGUGAUUCACGAAUCGGCCACUGAUGCCUAGAAUGAGAAUAGGGUACUCCUACAAUGGAUGACAGGAAGCAAGUGCAGGCAAAUCGAGUCAGUCUUUCAUCUGGAGAAUGAGAAUGAGAAUGAGAGUGAGUGAUACAGGAAUAUAUCCACUCCGUCAUUCCUCUCGCAACUGAAGCAAGUAAGUACUGUCUGCACCAGCGUCCAAAGUAUGUGCCAGUAAGUGAGUGGGUGGUGUAGGCACAGUGUGUCGGAAUAUACCAAAAUAUCGUACAAUGUUCCUCUCCCGUCGAGGUCUGAUUGUGAUGUGAAAUUGUGGGAUGGAUGAUAUGGGAUGGAAUGGGAUGGGAUCUGGGAAGAAGCAGUGACAGGGGACAAUAUUGGAGUGCUGCUUUUACCUCGGGGAAGAAGAAGCAGCAGCAGCAGAUGAUGAUUUCCCAGCCCCCGCCAUCUCCUUUUCCAGAAAUCCACACCACAUCCAAGCAUCCACCAUCCACCAUCCACCAUCCACAUCUUGGCCAGCUCGUGUCCCUCGUCGCUCACCCCUCUGCAACCCCCCAUGUCGAUGGAACUAAUCCCUUCUCGGCCCAUCCCACUAAAAGUAAAGCCACACACUCUGCGGCCACUCUUGAGGCCCCCGUCAGUCCAGUGCAGUCCAGUCGCUCGCUCUCUGCCACCCUUCCCUUCUGCUCAUUUUCUCGUCCCUCCUCCAUUUCCCUCCCUCGUUCCCCCCUUCAUUCUUUCGUUCCCCUCUCUCAUAAACUACUUCACCCCUCACUCUCAUCAACGACGAGAUCCCUCUCUGUCCAUCGACGACGACGACGACGACGAUACCUAAUACUCAUCAACACCAUUAACAACAUCAUCUGCUGGCGACGCACAUUCCGCCACCCUAAUCCAACCCCCCAUCCAUCUUCCGUCGAACGCGACUGCGCAGUUCUUGCCCACCCCAGGCGAGAUCUCCCCGUCGCGCAUACUGGCCGCUGCCACCAUUAUACCCACCACCAUACAAUCGAUGACAAUAGAACGAAAACAAAUGAACACUACAUCGUCAAGCACUCAAGUCACACUUUAAACCCUACGCCCACGCGCGCGCGAGUCGGACGAUUUCAACCAUCGCUCGAAGGAAGGAAAAGGAGACGCAGAGGAAGGAGAAUAACAAGACAAGCAUCAACCGCCACGACAACCUUCACCCAAAAUGCCUGUCGCAAGCAUGACCGUCCUGCCCACGGCUGCAGCAUCGUCCUCCAUGAGGAAAUCGUCGCUGGCCCCGGAGAAGAAGUACAAAUGUCAGUUCUGUAAUCGAGCUUUCAGCAGGAGUGAACACCGCAGCAGACACGAGAGAUCACGUAAGUUGUCACCACUAUUUGUUGUUCCUUGAUGCAUCUGAUGCAUCGCACUUCCCCUUCCCCUCCUUUUUUCCCACGGGUCG